UUACACAAUCAUUAUGAGCGAUGAGACGAACGCCAACACGUAUUGAACCUAUCAAAUGUUAUCAGGGGUCACGCAUGUCGACAAUGAACGUAGCUUAAUAACAAAUCGUACAAGUUCCAAAGUGAAAUUCGAACCGAACACAGUAACGCACGUAGUAAAGACGAAAACUGUUUUAACAAUGUUCAAAUAUUUAUUCUUUCUAGCGUUCGUCACUAGUGCGUUUUGUACCGAUGUAGAUUAUUUUGACGAUGUUGUUAAUAUGCUUAUGAACUACGAUGAUCGACUCGUUGCGUCCGCUGAAGAAGAUGAAGGUGAACAGCCAGUUUUGUCUGAAGGUAUAUGGAAGUGCGGUGAUUGUGAACAAAUUCAAGAAUCAAAUUUGAUCUACAACGAGGUUAAUGAAGUAAUUAGUGACUUGAAUUCCGAUGAAUCAGUUCAGGUUCAGGUAAGCUAUUCCCUACAAGACAUGCGCUGCAUCACGGUGAGCGCUGACGAAGCAAAGUCCAUCCGCAGAGUUUCAGGAUCUUGCAGUGGAGACUCCGUCACUCUCAGUGUUACACCAACGAGAUCCUAUCAGUUUACUGUGAAAUUAUAUAGUUAAAUUAAACGAUAAGCAAUUUC
This is a messenger RNA of Bombyx mori (domestic silkworm), 621 nucleotides long. RefSeq lists its product as uncharacterized. Bases 56 to 601 code for a protein of 181 amino acids. The transcript has 3 exons. NCBI's taxonomy places the organism in Eukaryota, Metazoa, Arthropoda, Insecta, Lepidoptera, Bombycidae. The record is from RefSeq and is a predicted model, not a curated record.